Messenger RNA from Eruca vesicaria subsp. sativa (arugula), 1524 nucleotides. Lineage: Eukaryota; Viridiplantae; Streptophyta; Magnoliopsida; Brassicales; Brassicaceae. The record is from the annotation of a GenBank genome assembly.
AUGAACACUGAAUCAGCAGUUGUGGAGUUCCUUGGGAAGGUACCCUUGUUGCAUCGGUUAACUACUUGUUCUUUUAAGAAAAUCGCACAAGUCAUUGUGUUCAAGCGUUACGAGAGAGGGGACUAUGUAGUUCGUAGAGAUGAUGAGGAGAUGGAGGGAGUCUAUUUUGUCAUGGAAGGACAGGCUCAGGUUCACGGAGAAGAGAACUGUUCGGAGUUCCUCUUGAAACCAUUUGAUUUCUUCGGCCGUGGCAUUUUUGGGAAUGUUUAUGCAGUAGAUGUUGUUGCCGUCUCAGAGCUUACCUGCCUACUCUUGACUUCUGAUCAUUGUCAUUUGCUUGAGACAAAGCCGACUUGGGAUUCAGAUAACGAACGCUCUCUCCUGGAACGCAUUUUGUAUAUGGAUCCAUUAGAUUUGAAUGUGUUCAGGGGGUUCACUCUACCCAAUGCUCCAGCCCUUGCAAAGGUUUUCGGAGGGCAAUUUUUGGGACAGGGACUUGCCGCAGCCACAAAAACUGUUGAAUUUUCGAAGAUAGUCCAUAGUUUACAUGCCUAUUUCCUUCUUUCUGGUGAUAUAAAUAUUCCCAUCAUAUAUGAAGUUAGCCGCUUACGUGAUGGCAACAACUUUUCCACCCGAAGAGUAGAUGCAAGACAGAAAGGAAAAACCAUAUUCACCUUGUUUGCAUCAUUUCAGAGAGAGCAACAAGGUUUUGAUCACCAGGAGUCUAACAUGCCUCAUAUGCUACCUCCUGAAACGCUUGUAUCAAGGGAUGAAAUGCUUCAACGGCGUAUGACUGACCAUCUACUACCUAGGUAUUACCGAAAAAAAGUUGCAACCCAAUAUACUGCCCCAUUGCCUAUAGAUAUUCGAUUUUGUGAGACAAAUUAUUCUACAGAACAGACAAAGACUCCUUCAAGAUUGAAAUAUUGGUUUAGGGCAAGGGGAGAACUUUCUGACGACCAGGCUUUGCACCGAUGCGUUGUUGCAUUUGCUUCAGAUUUGAUGUACGCCUUUAUAAGUUCAGACCCUCACCUUAAAAAGGGCAUGAGUGCAGUUCCUGUUAGCCUUGACCAUUCGAUGUGGUUCCACCGACCUCUAAGAGCUGAUGACUGGCUGCUCUUUGAGAUGGUGAAUCUAACAGCGUCCCAGAGUCGUGGUUUAGCAACUGGAGAAAUGUUCAACAGAAAGGGAGAGCUGGUGGUAUCGUUGAGGCAAGAAGCUUUGCUCAAAGAAACUGCAACUAGUAAGCCCAUCUUGGACGCCAAGCUCUGAGUGAUAGACGCACCACAUACAUACAAGACAGCUUGUGCAGCUGUUACAUUCUAAUGCUUGAAUGAUUGUUUCCCCUGGAGAAAGGGUAUUGAAUGUAUAUUGUCUUGUAUUUUGGUCAACAAAAUUUUUGACGGUUUAAAUUCAUUUGGAGCUUAAUUCAUAUAAACACGUUUUUGUGGUAAAAAAAACGCUCAUAACGUUUAUACAUUAAAUCAUAUUCAACUGUGAUCAAAUAAAGAGAUGUUAUUCGAC